This is a messenger RNA of Blepharisma stoltei, 1959 nucleotides long. NCBI's taxonomy places the organism in Eukaryota, Ciliophora, Heterotrichea, Heterotrichida, Blepharismidae. The record is from the annotation of a GenBank genome assembly.
AUGUCUGACAGAUAUCAAGAAAAUCGUGAUACUUUAUUUGUUCGCAAUCUUGUAAGCGUUAUACAGGCAAGUGAGGUAACAGAAGAAACUUUAAGAAGCUUUUUUGAGCCUUACGGAAGAGUUACACAAUGUAGUAUUCCAAAGGAGUUCAACACUGGCCGUCCUAAAAGCUUUGGGUUUGUGACUUUUUCAACCGAGGAUGACGCUGCAAGAGCUCUAGAAGCAACAGACAGAAAAAAUUUCUUACUUUUCCUUCGUGAGCGAACAAAACCAUUGGAAAAAUCCUAUUUUUUGCCAAAAAACUCUUCUGUGAGCGAACAAAUUUUUUAAUAUAAAUUAUUUUUAUGAAAAAAAAAUUUUGAUAUAUAAGUGAUUAUUAGUAUAAUGAAAUUUCUAGCUGAUCCUGUUCGAUUUUAAAUAAAUUUGAUUUUCAAACAUAUAUCCUACAAAUUAAAUAAAUAUUUGCUUUCCAGUUUUUGCGAAUUGGGAUUUUUUUAUUUAAAAAACAAUUUACUAUAAAAUUUAAAUAUCAUCUGUUGCACAUAUUUCUUAAUAUGCAAGGCAUGUGGGAAAUUUCCCCACAUGCCAAAAAAUAUUCCACAUGUGAAGCCUGCAUUUAUGUAAGACUUCACAUGUGGAAAUUUUUUUAAUUUGUGAGGAAAUUUCCCACAUGCCUUGCACAAUAAGAAAUAUGUGCAACAGAUUAUAUAAAUUUUUAAAAAAAAAAAUUGAAUCCCCCUCCGUUAAACAAAAAAAAUUUUUGUUCGCUCAUCGAGAGGGAGUUAGGAAAAUCUCUUUUAAUCACAUAUGCAUAUGGAAAUAGAAGAAAAGAUAUGCGAUACGGUUCGCCGAAAUAUUCCACAAGAUCCAGAAGUCGAAGUAGAAGCUGAAGUCGAAGCAGAAACCCUAUCCCUAAAAAUCUUACACUUGAAUCAGAGCUGAAAAAUUGAUGUGAGCAGGUUUCAAGACUAAACGAUGAGCUUCACAAGAAAAAUCUUUCACUCAUCAAGCAAAAUGAAGAUCUUUCCCAAGAACUUCGGAAAGCUAAAAUCCGUAAAGAUUCAUUAAAAAAAGAACUAGAAAGCUAUAAGUCGCAAACAAUGAUUUUUUUGCCUUGUGGGCAUCAGAAAAAUGUUUUGCCAAGAGAAAAGAAUUUAAUUGAUGACCUUUAUGAGCUAACUUAACUUAACUUAAAUUUGCUUUAAAGUCUUCCAGCUUGAUAUCUCCGCACGCUUUCGAGGACCCCAAAACCUGCUUGCCAAUCUUGGGCCUCUUCUCCCAUGGCCAAGGCUUGCACGCUCCGCUGAGUUUCGACGGGUUAGGAGAGACUCCAGCUUGCAUAUGCUUCACGUCAUGUCGGGUGCUAUGAAGGCAAAGGUUAGUCCGAUGCCUUCUGACGGCCGCCUGUAGGUACAGCGACACCCAGGAAAAAAGAGCCAAAAACCAUCCGGAUAAUUAAAGCUUUUGACUGGAGUGACCACCAGCUGACUCCCAAAGUUUACCCACCCAUACGGCAGCUCCAGGCAUGCUAAGGUUAGAGUUGAAGGGCCUGAACCUUGGUUUAGGCUAUAAAGCCACUUUUGCGCCAAAAUGGUGGGACGUCAUCGAAGACCUAUUUUGUCACCACCAGCAUUUUAAUUAUUUUAUGAGCUAGGAAUAAGCAAGCUUACACCUGAAGAAAGGAUGAAUGAAACGCUUUUAAGGCAGCUAAAGUCAAAGAUUUUUUAUAUUAUGGAAGGGAAAUUCCCAAAUAUCUAUAAAUGUAAGCAGAAAGAAAAUUUUAUAAUCGGUACGUGCGGACAUAUUGCUCAAGCAGAGUGCUGGGAUAUUCGGAAUAUUAAAAAAAAUCAAAAGAAAGUAGCUUGCACUGAAUUAGUAGAUAAAAUUUUGCCUUGUGGGCACACAGAAAAAGUUGAGUGCUCUAAAAUUUCUGAACUGACUAUAUGUAAGAUUUGCUAA